This is a messenger RNA of Chara braunii, 1019 nucleotides long. NCBI's taxonomy places the organism in Eukaryota, Viridiplantae, Streptophyta, Charophyceae, Charales, Characeae. The record is from the annotation of a GenBank genome assembly.
UGUUGGUGGGUCUUUGAAAGAAGACUCGAUUUUCAUCCCAAGCUCUCAUUACACUCGGAGCCAAGAGAGUAGUCGGAGGGGCCAUUACUGCGAUCUGCCACAGGAGCACAAGCACCAUGGUGCGACCCUUUGGAGUCAUCCACAGCGAACCCAGGUCUGAGGAGACGGACAUGGUCGACAACGAGAUUGAGGAGGUGGAGUCCGCUGGCGAGGGGCGAGCAACCCAUCUCGGAGUGAUCCGUGAUGGGCUGACCACAUGCAAGAGGAGACGCCGACGUGGCAAGAAGGGCGGGAAGAAGCGCCGCAAGGGCCGCAGACGCAGAAGACGCGCUGCCCAGCCUGAUGCUUAAGCGACAGCGAUGUGCGACACGGUGCGGCACGAUGUGCCGGCCGGCCGCACUUGCCCCACGGAGUGCCCUUCAGGGCCUUCACUCCUUCGCAUGCAGAAACAUCUGGUGACCAUGUUGUGCGGCUUGGAUGGGGCAGAUCGGUCGGCCGGCCUUCAGCAAGAUCCACAGUCAGCUGCCAAUCAAGCAGGAUGCUCCUCUCAGAUGUGUGGGGGUAGAACUCUCUCUCUCUCUUAGAUGGGUGGCAUUACUGUCCCUGUAGGAUGUGAGAGUGGGAAUUCUCUCUCGAGAGAGAGAGACAGGUCUCAAAGCUACCUUAUGCUCUCGCCUGCUACCGUUAUAAGACCUACCAAGUAGUGGGAAAUCAUUUCGUCUUGAAGCUGCGCAGGCUCGCAGCAUGUCAUCGUGCCGUCGUGGAAGGAUGAUACUUUCCCACGUGCGUGCGUGUUGCUGACAGAAGAUCCCAGAGAGCGUGUGUGUGUGUGCGUGAGUGAGUGGGUUGUGUGUGUAACUGAGUGAGUGCGUAGGUGAGUUUGAGUAAGGGCCUUCAGGUGCUGAGAUAACCACUAGAGUAGGUGGGAGUAGAGUCAGCGUAGCGAGAGAGAGAGAGAGAGAGAGAGAGAGAGAGAGAGAGAGAGAGAGAGAGAGAGAGAGAGAGAGAGAGAGAGAGAG